CACAUACACCUCAUUGCUGCGAGCAGGCUCACCUGCGAACUGGACCGCAAAGAGCAGGACGUGAGCAGCUCUCUGGAUCCACCAUCCAUCCAAUCAGGGGAGAGAGAGAGAAAAAAAGAGAGGGAGAGAGAGAGAGAGCUAUAGAGAAAGAGGGAAAAGAGAGAGAGGCUUGGCACCAUCCACUCAGUGUGACAUUGUGAUUUCUCCUGCUGGUGGAGGAUUUCACAGGAAGCUGGAAGAAGAACAAACAGGACAUUCCAAUUGUUUUCUCCCCCCCACACACACCUUCUCAGUCCUGUCAAGCCUCCUGUACACCCCCUUCUCAAGGAUUUGUUUCGUCUUAUCCACCCUGUACCUUCUUCCUUGAUUGGCAGCCGUUACCCUGGACUCAAGCAGCGGUGGCUGCUCGGCGCGCCUUGGCUGAGAUUUGCACCCAACAUGAGCGCACUGAGAGCCGGUGGCGGCGGGGUUGAGUCUCCGUCGUCGGGGAGGGUGAGGUCGAGAAGAGGGUCGUCCGGACCGUGGCGGACUUACUGCUGGUGGAGCUGCUGGGUGGUGAUGGUGGGGAUGUCGACGGGCUCCGGGGACCCGUGGUUGUCCGCCGAGGCAUGCCCGUCCUCAUGCACCUGCAGCAGCACCAGGAUCUCCUGCGUGGACCCGGAGAGGGGCAUCAACGCUUUCCCCAUCCUGCAGAGCGAGGCGGAGAUGGAGAACAUCACCGACAUCUACAUCGCCAACCAGAGCAGCUUCUCCUCCAUCAAUGACAAAGACCUGCACUACUACAAGAACCUCAGAAACCUAACGGUGUCCAACAGCAGGCUGAUGUACGUUUCCAAGCUGGCCUUUCAAAACAACAUCAAACUGCAGUAUCUGAAUCUGAAAGAUAACAACCUGUCGUCGCUCUCCUGGACGAUAUUCAGACACCUCAACAUCUCUUACCUGAUUCUGACAGGAAACCCUCUGCACUGCUCCUGUGAGAACAUGUGGAUCAAGCUGUGGCUGGGAGAAGAAGCAGACACUCAGGAGCUGCGCUGCAUUGAGGACGGAGGAGCACGCAACCUGCUGUCUCGACUGAGACUCUCCAACUGUGAGCUUCCCAUGGCGACGCUGAGCCCGCCCAGAGUGACCGUCAUGGAAGGAUCCAACGUGCAGCUAUCCUGUGUGACCUCAGGGGUGCCCUCACCGGACCUCAUCUGGAACAUGGCACUGGUUACCACCUACGAGAUCGCAACGUCGGGUCAGAUUUCUGUGCUGCGACUGUCCAACUUGUCGUCGUUGGACCACAACAGCAAGAUCAGCUGCACCGCAGAGAACAUUGUUGGCGAGAAGGAGUCCUCCACAGUGUUAGACAUUCUAUUUCCUCCAAAUAUCACCAAACUGAGUGACGCCAUCUCAGACCACCACUGGUGCAUCCCCUUUAGUGUCGCAGGCAACCCGGAACCUGAGAUCCAGUGGUUUCUGAAUGACAAAGCAGUGACGGAGGGCAACUUCAUCAAGACCCUAAUCCACGACGUCACCGAGCGAGAGUACCACGGCUGUCUGCAGCUGGACAGCCCCACGCACCUCAACAACGGCUUCUACACGCUUGUGGCCAAAAACAAAUACGGAAUAGACCAGAAGCGCGUAGAAGCUCACUUCAUGCGCAGGCCCUGGGACGGUGAGGAGUCACACUUUACAGGAACAGAGAAAGAAUUAUACUACUACGACUCCCCCAUAGAUGGCCCGACUGCAGACCCACCAGAGGACAGAGUCGCUGUGUACGUGGUGGUGGGCAUCGCCGCCGUCGCCUUCUUCGGCCUCCUGCUCAUGUUGGCGAUCAUCAAGUUUGCAGGGAACUCCAAGUUCGGCAUCAAAGGACCGUCCUCAGUCAUCAGUAACGAUGAUGACUCGGCCUCCCCUCUUCAUCACGUCUCCAACGGCAGCAACACGCCUUCCUCUUCCGACAUGGGCCCCGACGCUGUCAUCAUCGGCAUGACCAAGAUCCCCGUCAUUGAAAACCCGCAGUACUUCAGGAGCUCCAACAGCCUGCUCAAGACGGACACGUUUGUCCAGCACAUCAAAAGACACAACAUUGUGCUCAAGAGGGAGCUGGGAGAAGGAGCCUUCGGCAAAGUCUUCCUCGCCGAGUGCUACAACCUGUCACCUGACCAGGAGAAGAUACUGGUGGCCGUCAAGACGCUGAAAGAGGCUAGCGAAAAUGCUCGGAAGGAUUUCCACCGCGAGGCCGAGCUGCUGACGAACCUUCAGCACGAGCACAUUGUCACCUUCUACGGCGUUUGCGUGGAGAGCGACCCGCUCAUCAUGGUGUUUGAGUACAUGAAACACGGAGACCUCAACAAGUUCCUCAGGGCUCAUGGUCCGGAUGCAGUUCUCAUGGCAGAAGGCCAGACCACCAGACCAGUGGAGCUGACUCAGUCGCAGAUGCUGCACAUUGCCCAGCAGAUCGCGUCGGGAAUGGUCUACUUGGCAUCACAGCACUUUGUGCACCGCGACCUGGCCACCAGAAACUGCCUGGUGGGUGAGAACUUGCUGGUGAAGAUCGGAGACUUUGGCAUGUCCAGAGACGUCUACAGCACUGACUACUACAGGGUAUGUGUGGGAGGCCACACAAUGCUGCCAAUCCGCUGGAUGCCCCCCGAGAGCAUCAUGUACAGAAAGUUCACCACGGAGAGUGAUGUGUGGAGUCUGGGAGUGGUCCUGUGGGAGAUCUUCACCUAUGGCAAACAGCCCUGGUACCAGCUCUCCAAUAAUGAGGUGAUAGAGUGUAUCACCCAGGGCAGGGUGCUGCAGCGCCCGAGGACCUGCCCCAAAGAGGUGUACGACCUGAUGCUGGGCUGCUGGCAGAGGGAGCCCCACAUGAGACUCAACAUUAAGGAAAUCCACGGCCUGCUUCUCAACCUGGCCAAAGCCUCGCCCGUUUACCUGGAUAUACUGGGAUGAACACGGAUGACAGAGUGUGUGUGUGUGUGUGUAUAUGUGCGUGCGCGCGCUUGUGUGUAUGUGUGUGUGUGUGUGUGUGUGUGUGUGUGUGUGUGUGUGUGUGUGUGUGUGUGUGUAAAGUGUCGCUGUACAGGAAACAAACUUUUAAAGGCAAUCAAAAAAAAAAAAUCCCUUCCCUCCCGAUCUCCUUUCCAUUUGACCUCCUCAUAUCCUCCCCGAAGAGACGCUACUUAUGAGGGAAACACGCCUUUCAAGCAAGCCAGGCUGGACUUCAUGACAGAACUUCAUGUUCCGUGACUCAGCACUCCCUCGCAGAAGGAAAAAAAAAAAAAAAGUGACUCAUUUCAACAACCAGAAUUGGCAACGCGGGGAACGCUUCUUGGAGCGACAAGAUUUUUCUUGUAAAUAUGAGACUGUGUGAAGGUGUUUGUAUGUUGGUUUUUUUGCCAGGAUUUGGCUAUGUGUGGUGUUGAGCCCUAAUGACACUGUUAACCAUCCCCCUACCCCCUUAAAUGAACAUACCCCCCCUUACAUACAUUCACCAUCACGCAUGUGUCACAUUAUCAUGCUGAAAGAAAUGGGGAAAAUUGAGAAUUUCUUACUAUUUCUUCAAGAUACUGAAGAAAGGAUGUAGUCCUAUUCUGAAUGUGUAUUCCAACAAGUAAUUAUAAUCCCAAAAUUGUCCUAACCAUUCAACAUGAACUUACGAUAAGAGGAAAGACAGGAAAAUUAACCUGAAGCUCAGCGAUAACCCUUUUGCCCCAGCUCAGGGGUGUCCAAAGUCUGACCCGAAGGCCCGGAGUUUAUUUUUUAUUGGCCCACGGCACAUUGUAAAAAUAAAAUGAAACCAAAAAAAACAAGCAAAAAUGGAUAAAACACAGCAAAAAGUAAAGAGAAGCAGCUGAGAUGUUGAUACAGACAACGAAUAAUGAAACAAAGCUUAGUUGUUAAAUACAUUCAAAUGUAUUUUUAGCCUUUUUGUAAAACUAAAAAAAACAUAAAAAAUAUCAAAGUGGCCCCCCGCAUCUUUCGAUUUUCAGUAUGUGGUCUUCGGGAGAAAAAGUUUGGACCCCCAUGCUCCAGCUGAUCAAUUAGCAUGUGAAAAAUAGUCUAGCGGGGGCAGCUAAAAACACUCCUCCUUUGUCAGAGUUAAGGGUACACAGACUGAUUAAUGCGCUAUCUUUCCCGGCCUCGGGAACCUUGCUCCAUUUACAUCGCACCAGUCUGUGUUGUAGCGGUAAACAAUAACUGACUUCUCUAUUUUGUACUGCAAACUUUGGUUUGCACCACUGAUUUUUAAACUUUCUGUUUUUAUGGCAGCCCGUUUAGGCAGCGAACUAAUCCGGCAUGAAUAGACUUAACCCUUUCCUCUACAGUCGCCCCUCGCUACAUGGCAAUUUGAACAUCGUGCCCUCACUCGAUUGCGUUUUUUCAAAAAUUAAUUGAUGAAUUAAUAAUCACUGAUUCAUAGUUGACUGCGGCCUAUUAUUAUUCCAACAAUAUUGAGAGGCAAGUUAUAUGUGCUAUUCUGGUUACUAGGCAUCAGUUACAUGUUACAUUGAUGAGAUAUUACAUUACUUUGCCUUAACACUGCAUGGUGUCAGCCAUGGCAUGUUCGACGCGAGAGAGUGAAAAAAGUUCUCCUCCCAUUCCGUGUGGAAGUGGUAAGUUUUUGACUUGCUACUUUGUCCUUUUUUCCCCACUGCGUUUGAAACUCUUAAGUUUAGAAUAAAUAAAUUGGAGGCUAAUUAGUUAGCUCGGUAGCAUGCUAUAUGCUAUGAGCGGGAGCCGUUUCUUAUGUCUCUGCAGUGAUCCAGGAGCGUGCGCAUUAGUGUUGCGCAAUAUGGAGUGUAAAGGUGACUAUAGGGAUGUUAUUCUAUAGUCUACAGGGCUCUAAUCACGGUAAAAAUAUAUUUAGAAAGUCAUAAACAGGUUUUCUAUGCGCUAACUACGAAAAUAUUCAGUUCAUUCAUAUUGUUUCCUAGAAAUUCACUUAACACGGUCGUGUCUGGAACCAAUUAACCGCGAUGAGAGGUGCAAGAGAUGACUGUAUUUCUAUCUCUUGAAGAAGUAGCCCUUAAUCAUGUACCUAAAUUUUCCAGAAAAGAAAUUGUAAUGCAAAAAUAACUAACAUAAACAAAUUGUUUAAACUCUGAACAGACUGGAAGAGGAACCUGAAGCUUCAAGCCAAACAUUAUACUCAAGGAUUCUUUAAAUAUUAGCAUGUCGAUCUAUGCAAAAAAUGAUGUAGUUCGAGUCAGUCGGCCAGCUAAAAACACUCGUACGGCAUCAAAGUUAAGAGCACGUAGACGUGUUAACUCGCUAACUUUUCCACUCUGGGGAACGUCACUGCAUUUACUCUCCACAAGUCUGUUUUGUAGCUUUGUGCAAUAGCCUAACAAGCUUUACUAUUUUUUUUUUUUACUGAUUUGCACCACCACAUUUUCCUGUUUACUUUCUAUUUCAAUCUUUAUGGCAGCCCGUUUAGGCGGCAAACUGGUCCGGCUUGAAUAGACUUCACUUCCUGCUGUUUCCAUCUCUUGAAGAAGUAGCCACUUGGGCAUUUGACAAAAUUUCCUUGAGGAUGUCGUCCCACACUGUGAAGAAACUAUAAAAAUGAUCUUAACCUAGAUGAUGUUAACCUAGAAACAUGAACUGUCUGGCUUAAAUGAAUGUGAACAGGAAGAGGCACCUGUGGCUCCGAGCUAACUCUUUUACUCCAGGGUUCUUGAAAUAUGAGCAUGUCAGUAUGUAAAAAUGGAAUUGUGACAGUCGGGCAGCUAAAAACACAGUAUCAACGUCCACACGUUAAUACGUGUGUAACAGCUUGGGUAACCUUACUCUAUUUGCUUUCCGCCAGUUUGUUGUAGCUAUAAAGAAUAUGUAACAAACAUUAUUUUUAGUUUAAAAUCCCCCAUCACCCACGUUUACGCUCUUCCUGUUUCCUUUCUAUUUCCAUCUUGAUGGCAGCUCUUUUAGGCAGCCUGAACAGAUUGCACUUUCCUCUUUUUCCGUCUCUUUCGACUAGGCAGUUGACGACUCAGUCAAACAAUUAAGUGUUUUUUUUGUUGUUGUUUUGUUAAAGACACAGUGGAACCUCGGUUAGAGUCUGCCCCGAUUUGCGUGUUUUUUGGUUUUGCUUCGGUUUGCGUGCAUUCUGCGCUUAGCAUACAAUAUGGAGCGUGAGUCCAUUUGUAUUCUUAACAUAGAUAUAUUUUUCUGCAGAAAACGGCCUUCCUUAAAAAAAUGGCAACCAGAACCGGAAGUUGCGUCGCCCGUCUGUCAUCAGUGAUUGCUUCUCAAAAAUGUUAACAGCUUUACAUGCAGAAAACAAUUCUAAAUGCAUAUAAAUUAGGAAGGAAAGGGAUAAAUGAACAUUUAAUUGUUUUCUGCAUGUCUAACUUUAAUUGGAAAACUAUAAACGUGUGUUUUGUGUUGACAUUUUUGGUUUUCUGGAACAGAUUCAUUGGAUUCAGAUGAUUUCUUAUGGGAAAAAAUUGAUUCGGUAAGGAUCCAUUUCGGUUAGUCAGACCAUAUUGCUAACCAAGGUUCCGUUGUAUCUAUUUUUAAUGGGAUGGGAGAAUCUCUCUGAAUGUUCUGGACCCCUGUUUCCAUGCCAUUGUUGAAUGACACAGGAAGGUGUUGUAGCUCCACAUCGCGUCGCUGUAGUCAUGUUGUUCUCAGUCAACAGCGCCAAGUAGCGCACUCCAUUGACAGAAUACACACCGUCGCCUCAAAUAAACAUUUCUGAACAAGCAAUUGUGAACUUUCAAAUGCAUAACUAACCUGCAGCGCUUGCUAUGCACACGGUGUCGUACCUCCGUUACACCUUUUCAGCACAGGGUAACAUGAUGACUACCCAAAGCUAACAUUCUCCCACCCAACCUCACUCUAAACAGCAACAGAUGCUUCACUUCCACUCAUCUUGAGGGUCAAUUGAUUGACUCGGCCACGGCUAUACCAUGUUCAUGGGUCUUAGGGCUAAAGGAGGGGGUCGUGUGGCCAAGGGGUGCUUGGUCCAAGCAGUGGAAGGUGCGGUUCUCCUGGUCAACCAAUAUUAAAUCGUCAGACCUCUUAGCACCGCUUCAGAAUUAUGCAUGUGUGGGUUUGGGGGGGGACUUACACAAACUGUUUACCAUCUCCUCCCAUCCCACGCCGUCCCUCCAUCUUUGCUGAAAGACACUCACGAAGGUCCGAGAGGGAAAUUGAAUUGUGCAUGUUUUAUUAUUUGAGCGCUGCAACGCUUUAGUCUGCCCCCCCACCACCCCAAUCCCCGUCCUCUGUAAUGGUGUAAUGUAUAUUUCAUUACGCCCUAAUGGGCUCCAUUAGCACAGUCUCCUCACAGACAUUCAAGACUUAUUGUUUUAUGGCAGACAAAAAACAAAAGGAAAGUAUGGAGGAGAAGCAAUGGGAGGCCAUAAUGCACAGUGGGAAGAGAGGGGAAGAUGUCGUGGGGGUCAGAUGGUACCGAGGACCAGAGAGCUAAAGGGGGGUGUCAUUGUGGGAUAGCGGAUGUCCUCCGGGAGUGAGCGCGAGUGAGCAUCCAUCAUUCCGGCAGCUUGCAGAUGCUCCAAAAGCCACAACAUCACUGUAGUACCCCCUCCAUCUCUAUCACCUGCAUGCAGCUCACAGCGACACUGUAGUGGCUCACACUGUAAAUACAACAUGCAUGACAGGAUUUUUAUUAUUUUACUCUUAAGGGCAAAAAAGUCAACCAUUUUAUGUGUCCAAAAUCUUCACUUAAUAAUAACAAUAAUGAUAAUAAUACUAUGAUGUGGAAUAUGAGGUUCAUUUAAUGACAACAGCACUUGAUGGUAUUGAUGUUUGUGACAUGUAUCCUUGGGGUGUUUUUUUUUGUAGUCGUUUUGAUUUAUAUAUCAAGACGCAUUUUGUACAUUACUUUCUACGGUUAAACUGAGGAAGACUGGUUUUUUAAUGUGUUUAAAAAGUGUUAAGAGGUAUUUUGAGCGUCCCUCUCUGUAGCUAGCAGCCCCUCUAACUUUGUUUACCUGCUGUGUGCACAUUUGUUUGUUAGCGGGCUUGAUUAUAUAAAAUCAGCACAAUCUAUUUUCGUGAAACUUUGCGUAGGGUUGAAGUACAAACCUGUCAUAUUGUGGUGCAAAUCUGGAGGAAUUUUUUUGACUGGCCAUUGAAAUCUUCCCCCCACUCCAGAAUGCAGAUGGGAGUCCUAUCAGUCCAUUCCAAACGUCUUCACCAUUAUUUAUACACCACGUAGUAGCCUGCUAACCAGCAAAAGGACAUGAUGGCAUUUUUUUUCUCAUUUGUUCAAAGACUUUACUUUUUUUGGAUGUAUUUCCAAUACAAUAGAUUUCCAACAACAGUGGUACGUUCCUGUCCUGAUAUGUCGUCUGUCAAAGGGUGUACAUAACAAAAAAGAUGGCUCUGUAUGUUUUUAUUUUCACAAUUGUUCAAAGAAUUUAAUUUUUCUGAUCUAUUCCCUCUACCCAAAAAUCAACAGUAGUACAUCCCUGUCCUGAUAUGUAAUCUUCUGUGAACCAGGAAGUAGCCUGCCACCUAACAAAAAGGACGUACAUAACAAAAAAAAAAAAAAAUUCACAUUUUUUUUCCACAUUGGUAAGAAUAAUUUUUUCUUUUUAUGGUCUGUUUUGACUGGUAGUGUACAUAAACAAAGACGACCCGUCACUAUUUUUUUUCACAUUGUUUUUUUUUUUUAAUCUGUUUCCCCCGCCCAAGAAUUAACCAUGGUACAGUUCUGUCCUUCCCCUUCAUUUUCCAUGAACCAGGAAGUAGGCUGCUAACUUUAAAAAAAAAAAAAAAAAAAAAAAAAAAAAAGGAUGGACAGACACGAAAACGGCAUUCGGAAUUUGUUUUCUGGUUCUUCCGUUUGAGUAACAGUGCAGCAUCCCGUGGCCCCAAAUGCAGUACAUUCCUAUUCCUAACAUCCUUAACCAUCCCUCAUGAACCAGGAUGUAACUUCUUUUUUUUUUCCCAAUUUUUGUUGUUUGAGUCAAAAUUGAACUGACCCUCCCCAAGCCCGAUAUUCAAAAAUGGUACAGUCCCGUACGUUGAUGUCAUGCUGCAUGAACCAGGAAGUGGCCGGCCGCGAUGCGGAUGGACAAGCGAACAGAAACGUGGCAAGCCUCACUUCAGUUAACAGCUCAACCUUGGCAGAGGUCUUUGCCCCACUCGGGAUCAAUCUAGUUUUCUGUUUUUAUUGAAUCAAGCGAGAUAGACGUCGUGUUUCCAACCUAUGGACAAAGGGGAGCUGGCGAUGAUGAUGAUUGGCCAGCACAAAUGUGGAGCUCUCUAUGGACCGACAUGUCCAACAGAACGAGUUAAAAGAGGACAAAAAACAACUGCUGUAUGAACAGAGGGACUGACAAUCACAGACUUUGAACUUUCUCUCUUAUUAUUCAAGUGACCUACUGUACCAUAGACUCUUUCCUCUUCUAUGCUGCCUAUACUGUACGUGGUAGUCUUCAACUUUGCUCUCUAGAAGUGCUUUUUUUUCUUCUUGUUUUUUAAUUGUAAAGGCAAACGUCUCGAGGAAUGAACAAAAAACACAAAACUUGUACAAAUGUGAAUAAGCUGCUGAAAGAAACAAGAGAGUUGCUCACUG
Molecule: messenger RNA, 9541 nt
Organism: Dunckerocampus dactyliophorus (ringed pipefish)
Lineage: Eukaryota; Metazoa; Chordata; Actinopteri; Syngnathiformes; Syngnathidae
Gene: ntrk2a
Product: neurotrophic tyrosine kinase, receptor, type 2a
Exons: 20
Coding region: 439-2940 (833 amino acids)
Biological process (GO): protein phosphorylation; positive regulation of kinase activity; regulation of phosphatidylinositol 3-kinase/protein kinase B signal transduction
Cellular component (GO): axon; plasma membrane; signaling receptor complex
Molecular function (GO): ATP binding; brain-derived neurotrophic factor receptor activity; brain-derived neurotrophic factor binding
Source: RefSeq, a predicted model, not a curated record